AUGAACGGUCUUCCUGGAGCCGGAACCGGCGCUGCCGGAGGCGUCGAUCCUAAUGAUCCUAAUAUUAAGAGGUUAAACGCCAUGAUGGAGUCGUGCUUUGGCAAGGCUGCCGUUUCUGGUGUUAUGGGUUUCGGUAUGGGUGGUCUGUUUGGAAUGUUUAUGGCUUCUAUGGCCUACGACACGCCCUUCCACUCCCCCGGCGCCGCGGGCGCCGCGCCGAUCCCCAUUGCCAACCUACCCUGGCGACAGCAGCUCAAAGUCGGGUUCAAAGACAUGGGAUCGCGAUCCUACAGCACGGCGAAGAACUUCGGGCUGGUGGGCCUGAUGUUCGCCGGCAUCGAGUGCGGCAUCGAGGGGUACCGCGCCAAGAACGACAUGUACAACGGCACCGCGGCCGGGUGUCUGACGGGCGGCAUCCUGGCGGGGGGGGGGCCCAACGGCUGUGGCCGGCGGGUGCGCUGCGUUCGCGGCGUUUAG
Messenger RNA from Daldinia childiae, 477 nucleotides. Its product is annotated as Mitochondrial import inner membrane translocase subunit tim22. The coding region runs from base 1 to 477 and encodes 158 amino acids. Gene Ontology annotation, molecular function: transmembrane protein transporter activity. Lineage: Eukaryota; Fungi; Ascomycota; Sordariomycetes; Xylariales; Hypoxylaceae. The record is from RefSeq and is a predicted model, not a curated record. Gene Ontology annotation, biological process: protein insertion into mitochondrial inner membrane. The transcript has 3 exons. Gene Ontology annotation, cellular component: TIM22 mitochondrial import inner membrane insertion complex.